This is a messenger RNA of Antechinus flavipes (yellow-footed antechinus), 10880 nucleotides long. RefSeq names its product HHIP like 1 (gene HHIPL1). The coding region runs from base 199 to 2634 and encodes 811 amino acids. Gene Ontology annotation, cellular component: membrane. The transcript has 9 exons. The record is from RefSeq and is a predicted model, not a curated record. NCBI's taxonomy places the organism in Eukaryota, Metazoa, Chordata, Mammalia, Dasyuromorphia, Dasyuridae.
AAGGGAGGAGGGGGGCAUAGCUGGAGCUGAGAAGGCGCAGGAAGAAUCCGGCACUCGCCAAGUUGGGGACUAGAGAGAAGCGAAGGCCUAGAGUGCAGAGGAGGGAAGGACAGAAGGAAGAGGUGGAGGCGGGACAAAAGCGAGGAGCGGGGGCAGUGCGGAGCAGGCUGGCCGGACCGCGCUCUGGGGAGCGCCCCCAUGGCUCUGGCCGGUUGCAGGGCGGCACUGGCCCGGCUAGUGCUGCUGCCGCUCGCCCUGGCUCCUCUGCGGGCCGGCCCGGGGAGCGCGCACCCUCAGUGCCUGGACUUCAAGCCCCCAUUCCGGCCGCCGCGCCCACUGCCCUUCUGCGAGCAGUAUUCGGCCUUCGGCUGCUGCGAUGCAGAGCAGGAUGCCGCACUGAGCCGCCGUUACUGGGCUGUGACCAGCCGCCUGGAGCCCGACACCUUCGCGGUCUGCGCCGCCUACGUGCGCGACCUGCUGUGCCAGGAAUGCUCUCCAUAUGCUGCACACUUGUUUGAUGCAGAGGACCCAUCCACACCUCUCCGGACAGUGCCUGGGCUCUGUAAGGACUACUGUGUAGAUGUAUGGCACAAUUGCAGAACUAUAUUCCGUCAUCUCUCUCCAGACCCAGAAUUAUGGGCCCUGGAGACUAAUCGGGCCAAGUUUUGCCGCUACUUAUCACUUGAUGAUGUUGACUACUGUUUUCCUCGCCUACUGGUCAACGAGAAUCUGAAUGUGAACCUGGGUCAGGUGAGGGCUGACACAGAAGGCUGUCUGGAGCUCUGUCUGGUGGAGGUGGCCAACAGGCUCCGGAACCCCGUGGCCAUGGUACAUGCCAAUGACGGCACUCACCGCUUCUUUGUGGCUGAACAGGUGGGGCUGGUCUGGACUUACCUCCCCAACCGUUCAAGAUUGGAGAAGCCAUUUCUGAACAUCAGCGAGGCUGUGCUCACCUCUCCUUGGGAAGGUGAUGAGAGAGGCUUUCUUGGAAUUGUCUUCCACCCUCAGUUUAAAGAUACUGGGAAAGUCUAUGUGUACUACUCUGUGGAGAUCAGUUACGAGGAGAUGAUCCGCAUCAGUGAGUUCAAGAUUUCCCCUGAUGACAUGAAUACUGUGGACCACAGAUCUGAAAGGAUAAUUUUGGAAAUUGAAGAACCAGCAUCUAACCACAAUGGAGGACAACUGCUCUUUGGAGACGAUGGAUAUCUUUACAUCUUCACUGGGGAUGGAGGAAUGGCAGGAGAUCCAUUCGGGAAGUUUGGAAACUCACAAAACAAGUCAUCCUUACUUGGCAAAGUAUUGCGGAUUGAUGUGAAUCACAAUGACCGAGGGCCUCUGUAUAGAAUCCCUCCCGAUAAUCCUUUUGUUGGCGACCCAUCGGCCCGACCAGAAGUCUACGCCUAUGGUGUGCGGAAUAUGUGGCGUUGCUCCUUUGACCGAGGCGAUCCCAUCACCAAGGAAGGGCAGGGGAGGCUCUUCUGUGGAGAUGUUGGCCAGAACAAAUUUGAAGAGGUUGACAUCAUAGAGAAAGGGAAGAACUAUGGAUGGAGGGCCCGGGAAGGCUUUGAAUGCUAUGACAAAAAACUAUGCGCCAAUUCUUCACUAGAUGAUGUUCUUCCAAUCUAUGCAUAUCCACACAAAAUGGGAAAGUCAGUCACAGGAGGCUAUGUCUACCGGGGCUGUGAGUCCCCUAAUUUGAAUGGACUAUACAUAUUUGGGGAUUUUAUGAGUGGGCGCUUGAUGUCACUCAGGGAGAACCAGGCCACCAGACAGUGGCAGUACAGUGAGAUCUGCAUGGGGCGUGGGCAGACAUGCAUGUUUCCAGGCAUGAUCAACAACUAUUAUCAGUACAUCAUUUCCUUUGCUGAAGAUGAGGCAGGGGAACUUUACUUCAUGUCUACUGGAGUGCCAAGCGCUACAUCUGCAAGUGGAGUCAUUUACAAAAUGGUUGACACCUCUAGGAGAGCUCCUCCGGGCAAGUGUCAGAUCAAGGCAGCCCCAGUGAAAGUGAAGAGUCGAAUCAUCAGCUUUGAACCUAAGGAGAAGUUCAUCUCCAAAACCGUAACUGCGAGGCCUAAGCCGCGAAACACCACCAAAGCCCCACGACGGAGCACUUCCACAGCCCGGCCCACACCUCCUUCCACCCCUGACUGGGCUGAGCAGAUUUUGCAGCUCCUCCGAAACCGCUCAGCGACCCCGACCACACCUAUUCUGACCUCUACCCGGCGGCCCUCUGGCCGGAGAUGGGGGAGGAGAAAGGGAAGGCCCACCACAGCCUCCCCCCCACUCCGAAAUGGGGCCGUCCGACUGCUCACCCACCAGUCCCCAGGUCGGGACCGGGGCCGCGUGGAGAUCUAUGUGGGCAGGCGCUGGGGUACCAUCUGCGACGAUGUGUGGGACUCCAAGGCUGCGGCCGUUGUCUGCCGCCAACUGGGCUUCCCCUACGUGGUCAAGGCGGCCAAGAGGGCAGAGUUUGGUGAAGGCCGCUCCCUGCCCAUCCUCUUGGACGACGUGCGCUGCACGGGCCGGGAGAGAACCCUGCUGGAGUGUUCCCAUGCUGGGGUGGGCAAACACAACUGCGACCACAAGGAGGAUGCAGGCGUGAUAUGCAGCCAUCGAGAUCCUGACUUAUAGACACUGGGGGGGGGGGUGCCCUGGAGCUGACGCUGAGGGCUGAAGGGGAUGAGAAGUGGCCUUGUGGGCUAUUUUGCACUGUGCAUGUGUGUAUGUACAUAUGUGCCCAUAUGGGCAAAUAUGUGUAUUUGAGAUUUUCCUCCCUCUUUCCCUUCCUUCUUCCCCUUUCUCCCUACCUCCUUCCCUCCCUUCUCUUCCUCCUUUCCUCUCUCUCUCCUUUCCUCCCUUCCUCCUUUCCUUCCUUUCUUCUUUCCUUCCUUCCUUCCUCCCUUCCUCCUUCCCUCCUUUCCUUUCUUCCUUCCUUCCUUCCUUUCCCUUCUCUUUCCUUCCCCUUCUCUUUCCUUCUUUCCUUCCUUCCUUCCUUCCUUCCUUCCUUCCUUCCUUCCUUCCUUCCUUCCUUCCUUCCUUCCUUCCUUCCUUCUUUCCUUUCUUCUUCCCUCCCUCCUUUUGUCCCUCUCCUUUUUCCUCUCAAUACUCAGAGCAACAGCAGGGCAAAAUUUGGAAAGUCAACGCUCAUCACUCAAGUUUGGCAAGGUACAGAAUUGGAGUCAUUUGUUUUUCUCAGCUACGUUAUUAAAAGGCUAGUGUAUGGAGUGACAAAGAAGGAUUUUGCCAUCUUCUAUUCUGUUUGUACCAUAUGUGGAUAUUUUGUUCAUUUACAUCCAUUUUAAGAGGGAUUUUGAUAGACUAGAGUGAGAGAGCUGUGGCGAGGAUGAAGACUGGAGACUAGACCAAUGAGAACCAUUUGAAAUAGCUGUAGGUGGUUUGUAAGAAGAAGAAAAGAUAUAAGGGCGAUUUGAUUGCUUUCUUCAAAUAAUUAAGGAACUAUCAUAAGAAAGAAAAAAAAGAUAAAUUCUUUGUGACUCCAGAAUAGUGUCUGGAAAACAGUAAUUAUUUAAUAAAUUCUUGCUGAUUAUCUGAGUGUUGACAGACUCCAGAAAACAGAAUAAGUAUAAAUGAAGGAAGGACAAUUUUGGGUUGCUAUCAAGAUCUUUGUUUCAAUAUACAAUCUUAUCAUUGAAGCCAUCUAAUAAUGGAAUGGGGUGACUUCUGUGAUAGUGAAUUCUCCAUCACUGGAAAUGAUUCAGAAACUAGACAGGCAUCUGUUAAGGAUGCUAUAAAGGUCCUUUACUUCAGUUGAACAAAUCAUUUGCUAAAUGCCUGCUCAAUGGGUCCCUAGGCUGGAUAUUGGAAAUAUGAGAAUAAAAAUGAACAGUUCUUGCUCUUCACAUUCUAUUGGAGUUCUCCUAUUAGAUAGAGAUCCUUGUUAAUCCUACAAUUUUUUGAACAUCAUAUCAAAAAGCUCCAGUCUAGUAUAUAGAGUAAAAAGUUAUUGUGAACAAAACUGGUUCCUCUUUAUGUGACCAUAGGAAAAUCACAACCUCUCCAUGCUUCAGUUUCCUUAUUUAUAAAAAUAAAAGAGUAUAUAAGGUCCCUUCUAGCUCUAAAUCCUAUGGCCCUAUAAAUCAGGUAGUCCCAGUCCCUACCCAUGAGCACUGACCAAGUAAAGCAGUCAUAACUUCAUAUUUUAGAAUGUAAACUCAUUUCAAGUAGGGAUUGUUUAGUAGUCACUUAAUAAGUUCUUCCUUAUUGGUUGAUUGAUUGAAUAGUAUUCUAUGAGCUUCCUCUUUCCUCUGAAUGAAAAUUACUCGUAUGAGGUGGACCAAGCUUGGCCAAGAGAUAUGAGAAACAGUUUCUGCUUCCUCUAAUGCAGGUAAAUGAGAAACCUUUACCACAGAAAUUAUAUAUUUGCCUUGACUAUUCCUGAUGUCUUCAGAUCCAGCUUCAGAAACUAUUGGGUGGGACAAGCACUAUGGUAGAAUGGUUUUCCUUUGUGAUUGUGAAUUUUUCACUUCCCUAAACUCCAUUUUUUAAACUUUCAAGUGAAAGAACUAAACUAAAUGAGAUGACUCUAGCAGUUGUAUCUAUGGGGUUACUUCUAAGUUAGUAAAUUCUCCAUCACUGGAAAUGAUUCAAACGGAGACUGGACAGGCAACUGUUAGGGAUGCUAUAGACGUCCUUUAGUUAAACUGAACAAAUCAUUUGCUAAAUGCCUGCUCUAUGGCUUUGAUUCUGAGGUUGCUUCCCACUCUGAUAAUCUGUUUUAUGAUUCCAAGGCUCCUUCUGACAUUGACGUUCUGAAGUCCUAUGGAAUAUCAGAAAGGGAAGGAAGUAUUGGCUGAAGUAUUCCUACCUUAAAUGCUAUAAGUUGAAUAAGAGUCUCAGGAAGCUACUCUGUACUAUCCCUGCUGAGCCAGCACCCUUUGGAAUCCAAUUAAUCCAUCAAUAAACCACUUAUUAAAUACCUACUUUGUCCCAAAUGCUGGGGAUAGAAAUACAAUAAUGAAACAAUUCCUUUUUGGAAGGAAAUGAAAUUCUAGUAGAGGAGUUCUUUUUACUCUAGGGAAAGGAGGAGAACAAUCAAAUUAACUUGAGAAUCUGGCCUUUUGAUGACAACUUAUGAAGUAUGAAAUUAUCAUAUAGACUUCCUGAAAUCUUCUGUAGAACCAUUGAUUAUUAUUGUUUAGUAAGUUUAGUACCUUUAGUACUAAAGUUUAGUAAGCACCUCUUGUAUGAAAAAUACUUUAUUAGAUGGUGGAGGAGAUAUAAAAUUUAAAUAAAACAUGGCCCAUGGCUAUAAGGAACUUGUCUGGUAUGGGGAUACCAGUGCAGUAAGGGGAAAAGUAAUAUAUCUAUAGUUAGCAUCUUCAACUUUAAGGAUCGGUAAUUUUUUGGGGAGGGGGGCAUAUUCCCUCUAUUACUGUGGAUCCCACUAAUAGAUGAUUUUCAUGAGUUGCCAUGGCUAAAAAAUGCAUUAUUCUGUGAUGAGCCUAGUGUUAUGCCUCUCUAAAAAUAGAUCAUCACAUUAAAUGUGCAUCAAAAAUUAAAGUACUAUCUCCUUGGAAAAGGUCAUCUCUUGGGAAACAGGGAGUCAAUUUGAGUUAGGCUUUAAAGGAUUUAACAGGCAAAGAUAGAGAGAAAAGACAUUUUAUGCAUGGGAAAACAGCAGGAAGAUAUGGAAGUCUGAGAGAGAUUUUUAUAGUUCUAGAGAUUUGUCUAAUUUUGCUACAGCAUAGACCUUCCUUGGAAGACUUUUAGCUAGUUCUCUCCUUUUACAAAGAGAAGGGCAAAGAAAGCUCAAAGUUACAUAGCAGAUUCUAGCACCAAAAUUUUCUGACUAAUAUUGCCUCUUUCUCCAGGACAUUCAGUCUAAAAAGACCUGAUCCAAAUUAGUUUUACAUCACAGUUUGGCAUGUCCUUGUGACAGGAAACUGAGAUGGGUCAAUAAAUUUCUCCAGGCUUUGUCAUGGCAGUCUAUGAGACUGGAUAAUUGGACUAUGACCCCAACCAAAUGUUUCCCUGUGUCUGAGGGCUCUGCCAAAAUCUGAGCUUCAGAGAACAGAAUGUAUUGGGAGCUGGGAAGAGAUGUCAUCUUUGUUGCCGUAUUGCAACAUGCCCCUCAUAAAUGCUGAAUACUUGAAUCUGCUUUGUCUUUUAUUGUUUCAUUGAGUGCUUUGGUUCUUCUUCUUUGAAAGUAUUAUAAGCAAUAAUUCUAUUCUCCAUACCAGAAUUAGCUGCAUGUAUUGAUGGACAGGACAUUUUGGAAAUACAGUACAAAACUGAAAAACUGUAAAAAUAUAAGAUCAUUAAUUCUUAGAAUGUCUUAUAGUGAGAUCCUCAGACUAACUCUGUGUGGUAGGUAAUACAGAUAUCUGAGUUCACACUGCAAGUAAAGGGUGUAGUUUAGACUUUAUAUCCACAUAAACACAUAUCUUUUGAUUCCAAAGCCAACACUCCUGCCACAUCAUGAAACUUUUGCAAAUAGUAACGCAUUAUAUGUAAAACAUCUUUUUACCUCCUUUUAGCAACAAAUAGCUUCCAUUUCCAUAAUCCUUUACUAUUAACAGAGUCCUACAAAAUAAUCUUGAAGUAUCCUAUACGAGGAUUAUUAUUUAUAGUUUGUAGAUGAAGAAAUUGAAGCUCAGAGAGAUAAAAUGCUUUACUCAUGGUUACCCAGAGCUGAGACUCAAAACCCAGGGAUUCUGACUUUUUCUAGUGUUCUUUCUAUAGGUUUCCUUACCUUAUUCUUCCUUUUCCUGGUACAAUUCUCCAUCUUCAUCUUCAGUAAUUUAUGCCCCAUUUGCUGCCCCAUCGUUGCACAAAGACCCUUUCAAUGGUACACUCAUCCUCUGCUUUCUAUCCCCCAAGUAGUAUCCUAUGCUUCUGAUCCAUACUCCCCAAAUCAUCUGGCUUCCAAUUCAGUGUCUUUUCACUCCUUUCUCUCUGAUUUGUAGUUAAAGCAGCUGAGUUCAGAUUAACUUACUGUGAUCUUGGGCAAGUCACUUAGGAAAGCCCUGAUCUGAGAAAGAUCUGAAGUCAGAAGAUCUGAGUUUGAAUUCUACCUUUAUCUCUUCACAUGCAGUAAAAAUUUACUAAUGAGGUAAUUAAAUGAAGCAUACUACAAAAGAGAUUCUAGAUGUGACUUUUUGUUGUUGAAUCAUUUCAGUCAUGUUCAACUCUUUGUGACCUCAUUUGGUAAUUUUUUUUGGCAAAGAUACUGGAGUGGUUUUCCUUUUCCUUUUCCACUAAGUGUGAUUAGUAACUCUUUAGAUAUGUUAUUGAAUUUGCCAUGACUAAGUAUUUAGUCACUAUAAUAUUUUCAGCUAAAAUUCCUAUUGGAUCUUUUGUCUUUGAGACACCCUUUUAAAGCUUCACAUUCAUUGUGCAAUCUUUUUCAUAAUUCUUAACUAAGCCUUUUAAAUAUUUAUUUUUACUUUUAUAAAGUAAUGGUGUGAGAAAUAUCAUUUGAAAUUUUGUUAUUGAAAUAAACACCUAAUUUGAUUUUAUUAUAAGAGCUAGGAGUGAUCUUUGGCAAGUCAUUUAACUUUCCUCAAUGGGCUUCAUCUAUACAAAUCCAAGGGUAUUGGAUUAAUUGACCUGUAAAAAAGGAAUCCAAAAUUCUAGAUUGGUGAUCUUGAUGGGACUAAGUAUUUCAAUUUGUGGUGAACUAUUUGCCAGUACCCUUAUCUCUUUCACAUUAUGCGUGUUAGGGCUUCCACCCCUCGCAAUCUGGAAAAUCCAAGUAAAAUGUUUUUUGGUCUUCCCUUCAUAACAGAGAAAAGUCUGAAUUAUUAUGAUAUUAAAAGAUAAAAUGUGUUGAUGUUAUACAAUACAAUAUAUAUGUAUCUUGAGUUUCUAAACUUCUGUGUUGUCUACUAGCCUUUGUAUACUAUGUGGCUUCUGUAAAACUCCCCCAAUAUUUCCAUUUAAUUUCUUAUGCCAACUCAUGAUAUAUCAAAACUGUGAUGGGGAAAAUCACAAUGUGAAAGGGAUAACUGUAGUUCUAAACAAAUUCAGAGAUGUCCUUGGGAAGAUAAGGCUUUGAUCCUGAAUUAAGAUGAUCCUUCACAGCAAGGAGGGGAGAGUCCUACAUAUAUAUACAGAGGCUUAGGAUGGCUGACCCAAGCUUGGUUUAGAAACAGUCUUUUCAAAAAACUAAAGUCUUGUGAAAUGAUUUCAAGGAACGUAUGAAGGGUGAUAGUGCUUACGUUUUAGAACUCUAGAAAAAAGUCUCAUUAAAUACUGGAAGGGGCAGCUAGGUGGUACAGUGGAUAGAGCACCAGCCCUGAAGUCAGGAGGACCUGAGCUCAAAUCUGGCCUCAGACACUUAAUGCUUCCUAGCUGUGUGACCCUGGGCAAGUCACUUAAACCCAAUUGCCUCAGCAAAAAAAUAAAAAUAAAGCCUGGAAAAUAGUGUGAAAAACUUAUGCAAGGAAAGAGUGGGAGACUGAAAGGAAAAAGAGUAGAGAAGAUAUGCUUAAUUAUAGGAAGGCCUUGGAACCUAGAGUAGGAGGUGUGUUGAAAAACAUGAUACAAACAGGCAUCCUUUGAAGGAGAAAUUGUUUUUAGUUCAAUCACGUCCAACUCUGUGAGCUCAUUUAGGAUUUUCUUGGCAAAGAUACUGGGAUGGUUUGUCAUUUCCUUCUCCAUCUCAUUUUGCAGAUGAGGAAAUUGAGAUAGGGUUAAGUGACUUGCCCAAGGUCACACAGCCAGCAAUUAUUUGAGGCCAGAUUUGAACUCAGGAAGAUGAGACUUCCUGAUUUCAGAACCCAUACUCUGUCCACGGCACCAUUUAGCUGCCUCAAAAUUGCUAGGUAUGAAUUUAACUUUGGCUAAUUAGGUUAGAGGGAGGCAGGUUCAGUUCUAUAGAGAGAAGAAUUUCUAAUCAGUACUGAUCUUCAGUGAAACUUGAGCUGUCUCAAAAGGAGCAGGGAGAAGGGUGUUUGUCCAAGAAGACUUUGAAUAGUGACUUGUGAAGGAUGCUGCUCAGAUUCUUAUAUCAGCAGGGGAUUAGACUAGAUGACUUCUUAGUACAUUUCCAACUCUUAUGUUUUAUAAUUCUGUAAGUCCCCUGGAUUGUAAAAAAAAAAAAAUUGUGAUAAGACUGAAUUUGAGCCAGUGCCUCAGUUUCCUAAUCUUUAAAAUGAAAUGUUUGAUACUUAUUUCCUUAAGCUCACAAGGACAUGAGGAUCCAAGGAGGUCAUGAAUAUGAAAAUGAGUUUUGAAAUGUAAAGCACUGCAUAAAAUCUGCUUCAAAUUAGGGAGGCUGCAUGACAUAGAAGAAAGAGUGCAUGGUUUAGAGUCAGAAGGCUGCUCUGGAAUUCUAACUGCUGCAUCCUCACUGUAUUAUCUUGAAUAAGUCACAAUUGCUAUGGGUGACUUUUACUAGAGUUAGAAUUGUUAGUCUUUUUUGAAAUACAAGCCUCUUUGGAAGUCUAGUAGAACCUAUGGACAGAUCUUUUUUUUUUUUUUUUCCAGAUAAUGUUUUUAAAUGCAUAAAUUAAAAUGCACAGGAUUAUUAAAAAAAAACAGUUGUCAAUUUUUAAUAUUAAAAAAGUUUGCAGACUCCAGGUUAAGAAUCCUUGCAUGAAAUAAUAAUAAUUAGCAUUUUUAUAACACUUUAGGAUUUGCAUUUUAUAAAUCUCUCAUUUUAUCCUCACAAAAACCCUUUGAGAGGGAGGAAAAGGGUAACAGAAUAAGACUUUCUCUAAUACUUAACUAUGUAAUAGACUCUAACCUAAGCGCUUUAUAACUUUAUCUUUUGUUAAGAAAUCUGAGAAAGAUAGAAGUUUAGUGACUUGACUUACUAAACAGCUAGUCACAGUGUUGCACAGUAAGUGUCUGAGAUUGAAUUUGGAUUUAGGUCUUCCAGAUUCUGGAUCUAGGGUUCUAUUCAUUAUAUCACCUAGAUUGUUUUCAAGUCCCUUAUAAUUAAGGAAUUAUGAUCCUAAAUGAACUGUAAUUUCAUAGGUAGAUGGCCCUUCUUCCACUGACAGAUUGUAGCUUCUCUGUACCUUGGUAUAUAGUUCAAGGAAGUGCUGUAGGGGAGGGGGAAUGCACUCAUUGGUAUCCAGUGAUGAAUAUCUGCUCUUGGCUUGGUUACUCCUCCAAUCAACACAGCAAAUUCUUUGUCGAGUCCAUAAUCAAGCUUAUGAUCCCCUAUCAAAGCCCAUGCUCACCUCCAAUCCACAAAGAGAUAUUAGAGGAAAACUUUAGGAAAGAUAAAAAGUGGAUUUUUAUUUCGUUUUAUAAUGGUAAACAUGGAAAAGAAGAAAAUAACUUAGAAUGAGUUUUUGAUUUAUUGUACAUUCAAAAAAUUGUUUUGACUGUGGUGAAUAUAUAUACAGUAACACAUUGUGAUAAUUCGUUAUUAUGAAUUAAUAAUUCACAUUUAUAUGUUGUUUAAAGAUUUACAAAGUGCUUUCCCCACAACAAUUCUGCCAGUCUUUUCUCACUGGGAUCUGUGACAAGUUAGGCAGGCUAGACUGAAAUGCAUCUUUAUACUAUCUGCCAAGAAAGGAUUUGCUGAACAAAUUAGUAACAAACCCAACUGUAAGAAUGUUUAAAUUACCUUAAAGAACUCAUUGUUGAAGUUACACUUUAUUUGAUAGAUAAAAUUUUAUAAAAUUGACUUGCUAAAUGCAAAUCACUAUUUAUUAACACAGACUUUAGUUUAGGAUCAUACUUUGUAAUUUAGAAUUGCAAUGAAUCUUCAGGUUAGUAGCUCUGGAUUCAUGUUAUUGUUUUUAAAAGGAUUCAUAAUUUAUUUCUUUUAAAAUAUUAGGCAAGUCAUUUAAUCCUGAUUGCCCCCCAAAAAGAAAAAAAUUCUCAAAUCCAGGCUUUUUUCUUGUGAUUUCUUUCCCAAGGUGAAUUGUAAAAAUCUUAGUAAUAAAAGGACUCUUUGA